This is a messenger RNA of Petromyzon marinus (sea lamprey), 2887 nucleotides long. It is a transcript of the gene LRGUK, whose product is annotated as leucine rich repeats and guanylate kinase domain containing. The record is from RefSeq and is a predicted model, not a curated record. Lineage: Eukaryota; Metazoa; Chordata; Hyperoartia; Petromyzontiformes; Petromyzontidae. Gene Ontology annotation, cellular component: cytosol. Gene Ontology annotation, molecular function: GMP kinase activity; protein binding.
CGCACGUGUUUUGCCCACGGCCCCGCCGCGCAUGCGCACACCGCGCACACACCACGCGUCGCCGUGGCAACGCGCGCAGGGCCUACCUGCAACGCCCGAAGCCUUUUUUGUUUCGCAACAACGCAUCUGGAACGCCAGUCAAUGCUCGCCCGUGAUUAUAAUCACAAACGACGACGGGCAACGCACAGCGUUCACAAUCAGCGCCACAAUAUAGCCACGCUCUGAUGGAGAGGGCGGUGGUUAUCGGCGCCCCGUCGCCUUUCGACGCGUCUUUCGGGAGGCCGAAUCUGUUGGGCAGCCAGGAGGUGAACAUCUUGCACCUCGCCGACCUCCUGCAGGUGCACGACCACGAUGAGGAUGAGGACGACGCGGCGGAGGCCGUGGGUGACGAGACUUCGGUCCCCGCCGCCUCUGAGGCCAGGCCCGACCGCAGACAUGCUUUGCCGGCGCCGAGAGCCGGCACAGAGCUCCGAGUGGUCGAGGUGCUGGAUCAGGAUACAGCGGCUCAUGGUCUUUCCUGCCUUGGCCACUCGGCUCUGGGCACAGAUCUGGUGUACCUCCACCUGGCACUCCCCGGGUAUGGGCUCAAAGAUAUUGGGAUUCUAUCUGGCUAUGUUCACAUACAAAAACUGGACCUUUCUCACAAUAAGAUUAAAGAACUUUCUGUUCUUGGUAACAUGCCGUAUCUUGUGGAACUGAAGGUCUCGCAUAACCAGCUAACAAAGCUAUUUGAAUUUUCUAUUCUCCGUUUCCUCAAGGAGGCUGAUUUCUCAUACAACACCAUCAGUGAGAUGAAGGACAUGUCUGCUUACAAAUCCCUCACAAAGCUCGUUCUUGACAACAACAACAUCAGUGAAAUCAUCGGCCUGGAGGAGUGCAGCAGCCUGGCUUAUCUAAGCCUCGCACACAACCGCAUUCGACGUCUCGAUGGGCUGGGCAGCCUUCCCCUGCGCUAUCUCUGUCUGAGAGGCAACCACCUAAGAAAAAUAACAGGUUUGGAAAAACUCUGGAAGCUCGAGAAAGUGGACCUGUCUGGCAACAAGAUACGGAGCCUCAAGGGACUGGAGGGACACUACCGCUUGCAAGAGUUGGACAUGGAAGGGAAUCAGAUAACGGAACUGGCCGAGGUGAAGUACAUUAAGGACCUGUCACUACUGAGGGUGCUGAACCUGCUGCGAAACCCAGUGCAGGAGAGUCCAGGACACCGCAUCGCCGCCGUGUUCCAGCUGCAGACGCUCGUGGAUCUUGACCUCCGCCGGGUCACCGUGGAGGAGAAGGUGGCUGCUGUGAACAGGUUUAACCCUUCUCCGGAGAUGGUAGCUGCGCGGGACCACGUGAUCCAGGUGGUUUAUAGCACGCUGCAGCCACAAAGAGUCCUUGACAGCACCCUGCCGUCGCUGGACACGCCGUACCCCAUGGUCGUUUUGACGGGGCCCAGGGCGUCCGGCAAGCGCGAACUCAAUCACCGCAUCUGCCGCGAAUUCUGCGAUUUUUUGGGCUAUGGUGUUUCCCACACGACCAGAAGUCCCUACCCUGGGGAGCAGGAUGGAAAAGACUACCACUUUGUGACCAAGGAGACCUUUGAGAGGCUAGUCUGUGAUGGAAAGUUUCUGCAAACAGAGAAGUACGACGGGCACAGCUACGGUUUGAGCAUCGACGAUGUUGAAGAUCUUGCCAGGGAUGGGCUGGCGUGUGCCGUGCACAUGGAGCUGGAGGGAGCGCGUAGCCUCAAGCGGACGUACUUCGAGCCUCGCUACUUGCUGGUCGUGCCCCUGGACCGGAAGCGCCACGAGAGGCGGCUGCUCAAGCGUGGACUCUACGACAAGUCCCAGAUGGAGGCGUCGCUCGCCGGCCUGGACGCUUGCCUCGCCGUCAACCAGGAUAUGCCAGGCUUCUUCGACGCAGUCAUCGUCUCAGAUGACCUGGAGGUGGCCUACUCCAAGCUGCGUGAGCUCAUGUGCCAGUACAUGGGUCUGGAGCCACCCAAGUCAGGGGCCGAGUCAGCGCACCAGGACGCGGGUCACGUCGUGCCGCCUCGCCUCUGCAGCACGGGCGACCGACCGACCUCCGCCACUCUCUCGCGUCUCACAUGGACCAAAGCCCCAUCGCCCCAGCCGCGCGAGAACAUGCAGUACCUGUCCAGGCUGCAGUCCAAGAUGCAGCCCCAGCUCACGCCUUUGGAGGAGGCAUCUCUCCUGGUUCGCCAACAGGCAGCACGCGACGCUGUAACAGGAAAGGCUCUCAGUGCCAACUCCAAGCUCCUGGGCAGUGGUCCCAAGUCAGCACCUGCCACACUGUUGGCUGCCAACACUGGCUCUCGUUCUGCCAACCACACCGACGGUGCGAACACAGGCAAAAGGCCUCUGGGGUCUCAGGUGAGCCUCGGCUCCACGGAGCUGUCGUUGGCCAGAGCCCUGUCGGACGGCGUGUCGGAUGAGUGGACGGCCUCGCUCUCGGGCCGCGGUGAAGGCGACUUGGACGCCGCCGAUGAAGAUGGCGAGGACGACGAUGACUGCGGGGAUGGCGACGGUCUGACCCUGCAGCGUGGUGGGGAUGGACAGGUGGAAUCGCUGGACGUGAGGGCUCUGAGCCGUUCGGACCGCAGCCUCACAGAGUCAGAAGCCGGACCGCUGGCCCCCCGGCCUCGCCCCAGCGAGGUGGUGGAGGCGCUGCGCGCACCGCGCGAGCCCGAGGCGCCCCCCUCACCCAAACCUGUGCUGCCGCCCAUCCCGGCCGGCCGUGUUAAAGAGGGCGGCAACGCGUCUCCACAAUAAAAUGAACUUUUAUUUUACUUUAACAGGUAAGGCCCCACUGAGCUAUACAUAGCUCUUUUUCAGAAGUGACUUGCCCACUAAUGAUAUCUCAACAAAGUGGCUUAUCAUCACGU